UAUAGAUUUUCUGGUGAAGAAUAAAACUUCCUGUUAUGAAGCUACGAUAGCUCAACGUGUGUGCCUUUUGCUAUUCUCUACCACAGCACCACACGUUGGCACAGGAAGCCAGUUGCCCCUCAGACGACAAACCUAGGGAGGCAACAAUGACCUAACGGGUUAGGCAGCUUUAACUCCAGGAAGGGAGAAUCUGAUCCGUCAUGAUCUUGAAGAGACAUUGAGGAGGUGAAAUCAGGCCAGAUGGAAAACCAAAUAAUAUAGAACUGGUGUAUCAAAAUGAGUCAACCAGUAGCUGAAAAAUGGACCAUAGAAGAUGUCCACCAGUGGCUGAUGACAGAGGUCAAAGUUCAUGAGAGCUGUGCAGGCAGAUUCAUUGAAGAGAAAGUGUCGGGGGAUUGCUUAGUUUUAUUCAAUAAAACAGACAUUUUGGACUUAGGAAUAAAACACGGUCCUGCUGUGAAAAUCACAGCUUAUCUGGAAAGUCUGAAAAAAGGAUCUAAGCAUCAACCAGAGUUCCCAGAAUAUGUGGAAAAAUGGACCAAGGAGAAGGUGAGCCAGUGGUUAGUGCAGCACGUGAAAGUAAACAGCAAAUAUGGAGAACGACUCCAAGAGGAAGAUGUCUCUGGAGAUUGCCUUGUUUGCUUCAGGAAGCAGGAUUUAGUGGAUCUGGAUGUGCAAAGUGGUCCUGCUGUAAAGAUUCUUUCAGAGCUCAAACAGCUGAACCAGAAACCAGAGCCGACACUGCAACCCAUCCUUCACACAGACCAAAGAGAAGCUACCAAACCCACUGAUCCAGGACAGGCUCAGGCCAAAGAAAUCAACCAGCCAGAACCAUAUGAAAAUACAGAAUCCAAAAGAGAUGAGAUGGUGGAAGAUAACUCCAAACAGACUCGGCUGCCAUUUGGUAAAACGUCAGAGGAAGAAGUUCAACAACCAAAACUACAGAACACAGGCGCCAGGAAGAAACAAACUGUUGUGCAGACCACAGUCCCACCAAACACAUCCAGGACUACUGUGGAGAUCGAGAGAACACUCGACAACCUUUCAAAUGAUGAUCUGAAAAGAUUUCAUUUCUAUUUACACAAUAAUUCCAAACAUGAACCUAUUUCUUGGGGUAAACUAGAGGGUAAAAACAGCAUGGACACUGCUAAGUUACUGACAGACCACUACAGAAACCAGGAAGCUCUACAGGUUGCAGUACAAAUUCUAAAGGAUAUAAACCAGCUGAAUCUUGCCUGUCAGCUAGAAAAGAAUACAAGUCAGCUGAUAAUGACUCCAUCAAAAGAAUCAAUGAAAAACGAAGCAAACCAGGGAGACAAGCUGAAGGAUUUGUUAUGUUGUGGUGGAAACUCACUUGAUGACUAUGACAAAUUUGUUGUCAUUGUAAACAAGAGCUGUCCAGAACAAGUUCAGUAUCUUCAGUUUCUGACUAAGAUGAAACUGUUCUGUGUGUUAGACUUUGACCCCAAUUCUGCUGCUUCAGGUGGACUGUGUCACUCAUACAGAGAGUCAAGAGUGGCUAAUCUGCAUACACCAUCACAAUUUCAAGGACAGACUGAGACAGUGAUGAAGAACCUCAACCUCUACAAACAGACCAGCUGGGUGUUCUGUAACGGCCGACAUGAUCUGGACAAUGACUCAGACUUGGAGCUGGAUUAUAAGAACUGGCUCAGGAAAACCUGCAGAGAUGUAGAGCAGUUAGUUUCAUUCAUCUGCAACCCUGAUGUUCUUCUCCAUGGAAGAUAUCUGAUCAUCUUCCUCUUACUUUCACCUGUGGACACAGAGAAAAAUCCAGUCUUUGAUAUCUACAAAUCAUUCAUAAAGAACACUAAAGAGGAAAACAUCAUCAGCAUAUGUGAGUCUCAGAGCACAUAUCUGAAAUGGAGGGAGCUGAUAAAUGAGAAGUGUGACUUUGACAUUGAGCCUCUGUCCAUAAAUGAACUAACCCUCAGUGAGAUCAAUGGCACCAUAAUGGCGAUGGGACCAGUCAGUCAGUCGUCUGUACGGCUGCUUCCCUCUCCUGGUUUCAGCGCUGUUGUCCUGAAGCAGAGGGAUGAAGACUUUUUGACAGCUCUAGAUGUUUUGUGUAUGAAUCAAUGUGAAAACAUAUAUGAUGAAAACAGUUUGGAGUUUCGUGAAUUCAGAAUCAGAGUUGAGCAGGAAUUCUACAGAGGGGGCAAAGUGAAAUGGUGGAACUUCUACUUCUGUGACAAAGAUGAACAGAAGCCAUUUAUCAAGAGAGACAAGUAUGAAAAUUUGAAGAAGAUGAUCAGAUCUCAGUGUAGAGAUUCAAACACGUGUGUUCUGCUCAACCUGUAUCACCAUCCAGGCUGUGGCGGCACCACCUUAGCAAUGCACGUGAUGUGGGACCUCCGUCAAGAAUUCAGAUGUGCUGUGCUGAAAGACAACUCCAUGCCCAAAACAGAAGUUGCCCUCCAAGUUAUUAAACUGAUGAAACUUGAAAGUGAGAAACCGUCUCCAGUUCUGCUGUUAAUCAAUGAUUCAAAAGAAACCGAGAUUCCUUAUGAUCUUGUGACCUACAUACGUAAAGCUGCAGUGGAGGAAAACUUAAAUCUAAGUGUGGGUGAUGCACCAAACUGCAAAGUCAUCAUUCUUAACUGUGUUCGUUCCCACAGUCCAAAGGAACAAUACAAACAGCACAAUCAAACACAAAACCAGUACAUAACUGCUUCUCUGACCUCACAAGAGCAGAAAGAUUUUGAAAAGAAACUCAUAGAACUCAAAGAAACUCACGAAAAACCUGAAAACUUUUACAGCUUCAUGAUCAUGAAGAACAAUUUUGAUCAGAAAUACAUUGAUAAGCUUGCUCAUAACACACUGGAGAACUUUGAUUCCAGCACAAAGGAGGCCCAGCUGUUUGGCUUUCUAGCCCUACUGAAUGCCUACGUGGCAGAAUCAGAAAUUGCUCUGUCUCUCUGUGAGGACUUUUUUGGGAUGAAAAUGAUUCGCUGGCCAGAGGACAGUGUUUUGGGCAGAAUGAAGCAGUUUGCAAACCUCCUCAUCAUAGACAGAGUUGAAGAGUGGGGCGGAUACAAAGGACUCCGGAUACUUCAUCACACCAUAGCAUCUGCCUGUCUGACUGAGUUGGAGAGAAGCUGCUGCAAGACAGUCAGCGAUAUCACUAUGCAGAUGCUCCAUUAUGAUCUGUUCUUCAGUGCUGGAGUCGUUAAAAACAGACUGAUGGGGUCAAUAAAGCAAAUGUUGAUUGAAAGGCAACGCAAGAAAGAUGGAGAUGAGAGAGAACAAUUUUCUCCUCUCAUUCACAAAAUCCACAAUGAGCAGGGGAGACAAAUUGUCCAAGAAAUCUUUGUGAAAGCCUCAUCCAGGUUUGAAAAAAGUGCAUCUAUUCCUCAGGCACUGGCGAGAUACUUGUACAUCCAUGAGCGUGACUUCCCAGAGGCUCUGAAGUGGGCAGAAAAAGCCAAGGACAUUAAAGAAAAUCCUUACAAUUUUGAUACAAUUGGACAAGUUUACAAAAGCAAUCUGAAGUCUAACAUGGACAGAGAAAAGCAUGAAAAAUCACACAACCCAGAAGACCUGCACACAAACAUUACAAUAGCCAUCAGUGGUAUGAAAGCUUUCCAAAGAGCUCAAGACCUGUCAGAUCUUGCAGAUAAACCACAAGAGGAAACACCUGACGAUGACUCAGAAGACUACCCGAGAAAGUCAUACAAUGUUUAUGGCUAUGUGACCAUGUUAGAAAUUGCUUUCCUGGUCUUUGAGAUUCUGAGCAGGUUGCCUUUCUUUGAGCAACGCAACCCCAUGAAGAAAAAGUACUUGCAAAGUUUUCUUAGAGGAACAAUUAGAAUCAGUACUGUUUACAAAGAGGACAAUGAGAUCAAUAACAGAUAUGUUGAGAUAAUCAGUGAACACGAGCAGUUUCUCGUUGAUCUGAAAUCUGAAGUAAAAAAAAUACUUGAUUUCCUUGAUUGUUACUUUGCCUACACAAAAGCAAAUUCUGAAUUUGAUGCAAUGAAUCAUAGAACAGUCUCUGAACAUUUUAAGAAGUAUGUGCAGCUUUUCUGUACGACACCAGAAGAAAUGAAAAAAGAAAAAGAAAACCAAUCCAACCUUACUUUGAAAUUAGAUAUUGAGGAACGGAAAUUGUUUCUUGAGAAGAACCAAGCAGACACGUUCUCAGGAAUACUUCAGCAUUUGGACAAACCUGCCAAAGAGAUGGAGAGGAUCACAGAAUGCUAUGCAUUUCUGCAGGAAAACACUGACAACCAGCAGCAAAAUGUUAAAAUGAAAAUUAAUUACAUCUUAUCAAACAUUGUUCUUUACCAUCUGAAACCAAAAUCUAAACAUGUCAAAAGUUACAGAUUCCUUUCUAAUCUCCUUUUGGGAACUCUGCAGAGUGUAGGACUUUGGCAUUCCCUCCCAGACCCGUAUUACCUCGCUUUGCUUUUAUUCUGGCCCAGUCCUACUGAUAAAAACACAGAAAUUGGAAAAUAUGUCACAGCCAUUCGAAAGUCCUCCUACAAACACCUUGCCAGUUUAUUUCAUAAGAGAAGCACUAUUGCUCACUUUUACUUAACAAAAGAGGACGGACUAAAGAAGCUUGUCUCCAAACCCAAACUGGAUGAGAGUUUUCUGCCUAAGAUGCCUCGUGAUACCUUGGCACAACUUUGGAGGAAUGGAGACAUAUUUAAGGAAGAAGCAAUCAUCAGCCGCCUCCACAGGGUCAGUGGAACCAUUGAGGAAGGAAAGGUGUAUGCAAACUACGGUACGCAGAAGAUCCUGGUGCGGCCAGCUCUCAUUAGUGGAAUCAGAAGUGGCUUCAGCACAGAAAAGGUGUCUUUCUACCUUGGAUUUGCCAUUAAUGGACCACUCGCAUAUGACAUUAAGUAUGAAAACUAAGACACAUACUAUACAGUCCAACAAGUGAGCCAAGAAACUGAAGUGAAUGAGUCUAAUUACUGUUAAAAAAAGAAACACCUCGUAAAAUAAUGCAUAUAAAAAGAGAUACAGUAAUAAAAACUGUACACUAAAACUGGACAAAAUGCAUAUACUUGUUUAAUAAUUUAGUUUAUUGGAAGAAUUUGAGACUUUGUAGGCAACAUGUAUACUCAGAUAUGUUUAUGUUUUUCAGACUGUUCCGCUGUGGAUGUUGUACUAACAGCAGGGACUGUAAAACAUUAAUACUGGUCACUUGAAACAGCAUAUUGAAAAUAUGUAAGAAAUAUAAAAUUAUUAUUUUUCAUUUGAAGAACGUUGUAAUACUAACAAGUGAUGAAGUCAUAUCUUGGUUUUUGAGACAGCUAUUUGUGGAAUAAAUGCCAUUGUAGAAAUUUAUAUUAAUACAUGUGUUCUGCAAACUGAAUGAUAAAAUAUACAAAUGUGUGUUUUUGUACAUCUGAUCAUAAUUUAGGAGGUCUUUGUUGAAACUUGAUCAUCUUAUAUGAUGGAUGUAUAUGUAAGGGGACAACUAAUAUGGUGAUGUAAAUGUUCAUACAUGUGGAAUAUUUUGAUAUUGUUCUGUGUUCUGUUAAAAUAUUGAGUAUGAAAGUCCACCAAUCUUUUGCAUUUUUUUCAUUUGGUCAUAUGUGAAGGGUAUACUGUUUUUCAGUGAUUGAGUAUGUAUCAGUUGCCUAUGUUUUUCCAGUUCCCAGUAUUCACAAGUAAUUCAGGAAUGGCCCCUAAUCUACUGUAUACUGUAUGUGUACUGCACAGUUUCUGCCACAAGGUGGUGCUAAUUAGUAAAUAAGACACAUUGUUCGUAGAAAAAGUGGUAGAAGAAAAAACUCUUGUUCUGUUGUUGCUUUUUUUUUGGUUCAUUCAUAAAAAAGAAGUGGUGACGGGAGAAGCUCUCGUCGGGGCACCGGAGAAUGUGUUUGCGGACUAUGUAA
Messenger RNA from Archocentrus centrarchus (flier cichlid), 5870 nucleotides. RefSeq names its product sterile alpha motif domain-containing protein 9-like. Gene Ontology annotation, cellular component: cytoplasm. NCBI's taxonomy places the organism in Eukaryota, Metazoa, Chordata, Actinopteri, Cichliformes, Cichlidae. Bases 277 to 4881 code for a protein of 1534 amino acids. The transcript has 5 exons. The record is from RefSeq and is a predicted model, not a curated record. Gene Ontology annotation, molecular function: protein binding.